CCGGGGAGCGACGCUGCCGGAUUCCCCUUGCAGCCAAGGCAGGCGAGAGGAGGACGAGGGUCGGCACCUGGAGUGGGAAGGGCACUAAAUGAGAAUAUGGCCAAUGGCAUUGAAGAUCUUAUCGGGAUCCCAUUCCCGAACCACAGCAGUGAAGUCUUAUGUGGUUUGAAUGAGCAGCGGCAUGAUGGUCUCCUCUGCGAUGUCAUCCUCAUUGUAGAGGACCAGGAGUACCGGACCCAUCGGUCCGUCCUUGCUGCCUGCAGCAAGUACUUCAAAAAACUCUUCACUACUGGCACUUUAACAGACCAGCCCUAUGUUUACGAGAUUGACUUUGUCAAGCCUGAAGCACUUUCUGCCAUCCUCGAGUUUGCCUACACCUCAACCCUCACCAUCACCACCUCAAAUGUCAAGCACAUCCUCAGCGCUGCCAAGAUGCUGGAGAUCCAGUGCAUUAUCAAUGUAUGCCUUGAAAUCAUGGAGCCCGACAGAGAGGCAGAAGAGGAAGAUGACAAAGAGGAUGAAGAUGAUGAUGAAGAUGAAGAUGAAGAUGAGGAGGAAGAGGAGGAGGAGGAAGAAGUGGAAGAUUUUGUCAAUCAGGAGAACCUAACCGACGUCCAAGAAGUAAGCUGUCACCAAAGCCCUUCUAAGUCUGAUCUUACCGAAGAAGCAUAUACAGAAACACCUAAAGACUUUCCAAAUCACUACCCAGCCAAUAAUUCCUCUGGACACUUGGGCGUGAUACGAGAUUUCUCCAUUGAAUCCUUGCUGAGGGAGAACUUGUACCCUAAAGGAAACAUCCCAGAAAGGAGGCCAGCUCUCUCUCCUUUCACUCCUAGCUUCUUCCCCCAUCUGUGGAACAGCGAUUUUAGCUCCUUCUCCCAGCUCGAGGAGCCCCAAGUAGACAACGGCCCCUUGGAUCUGGUGAUCAAAAAGAGGAAGAUCAAGGAAGAGGAGGAGAAAGAAGACCUGCCUCCGCCUCCUUUCCCUAAUGACUUCUUCAAGGACAUGUUUACCAACACCCCAGCAGCUCCCUUAGGGCAUAUUAAGGCAGAGGCUGACUAUAGUGCUUAUCUCAAUUUCCUAAGCGCUACCCAGUUUGGAGGAGUUUUUCCCCCGUGGCCCCUGGAGGAAGAGAGGAAGAUAAAGCCCAAGGCGUCCCAGCAAUGUCCCAUCUGUAACAAAGUCAUCAUGGGAGCCGGCAAGCUGCCCAGGCACAUGAGAACCCACACGGGAGAGAAGCCCUAUAUGUGCAAUAUCUGUGAAGUCCGCUUUACCAGGCAGGACAAGCUCAAAAUCCACAUGCGGAAGCACACGGGGGAGCGUCCGUACCUGUGCAUCCACUGCAACGCCAAAUUCGUGCACAACUACGACCUGAAGAACCACAUGCGCAUCCACACGGGCAUCCGGCCCUACCAGUGCGAGUUCUGCUACAAGAGCUUCACCCGCUCCGACCACCUCCAUCGCCACAUCAAACGCCAGAGCUGCCGGAUCGCGCGGCCCCGGCGAGGGCGCAAGCCGGCGGCGUGGAGAGCGGCCGGCUUGCUCUUCGCUCCCGGCGGCCCGCCGGUGGAGAAGAGCUUCGUGAUGCCGCCGACGUUGGAGGAGAUGAGCAGCCACCUCAGCGGCGCGGCCAUGUGCCUUCCCGGCCCCAGCCCCAAGCACUUUUUGAGCGGGGCCAAGACCCCCUUCAGCCUGCAGGAGCUGGAGAGCCAGUUCGAAGAAACCCAGAUGAAGCUCUUCAGGCGAGCCCAGCUGGACAUGGAGAGGAACGCGGGCAUCUUCGCCUUCGCCCUGGGCCAUAACGAAAACCUCGCUGCCCAACCCUUCUUCCCCCUCCCCGAUCCUUGGAGCACGGGCUUCAGCGGCUUGGCGGGGCUCGGCCACGUGGCUCCCAUCUCGGAGACGAGCAACUAACCCGUGUCUGGUCCCACCAUGGGUCGGCUCCCUUCCCAGCAGGGCACCCGGCUCCCUCAGGGUCCCUGCCUGUCCUUUUGCAUCAUCUGGCUCCCAAGAAUCCCUUUGUCCCCUCGCCACCGUGGCCUGCCGUGGGGUGAGCGGGUGGGUGGGCGAGCGGGUGCCGCGCCCCAUGGCCACCGGCACUUUAGGCUCUGCAAUGCGCUUGGCUGUGGGGCUGUGGGGCACUCGCUGCCCCAUCCAGCCGCCCACCACUCGUGGCUCAGUCUGGGAAGGCCAGGCCAGGACUGCUGCUCUCCUCAACGCUCCCGAAAAUGUCAAUUGCCUUAGUCCAGGGCAUGGCCAUCACCACGAGAUGGCUCUUCUGGGGGAGAUGUUCCCCAUUUUCCACCCAUGGGGCCCGCUGGACACCGACAAACUGUCCAGAUUUGGUUUUGAUACAUUACAUUCCUUGGCCCUUGUGGUCAAAAGGACUUUUGUUUUGUUUUAAAGUGAUUCCCAUGUCUGGCAACAAAAUUUAUUCUGCAAGGGAUGAAGAGGAGGGUCAAGCAGCCACAUUGGGAAGGGGAGGAUCCCAGCUGUUGCCUUUCGCAGCAGUGUAUCAGAUUUGCAGGACUGGUGAAAGCCCUGCUGUGAAGGACAAGUUGGGACCCUAAAAAGAUCCAAAAAACCAGACAUAGAAAAUUACCCAGGAGCAAAGCUGAGUGGAAAGGGGGUUUUUUACUUUGGUUCUUCGGCCAUUUCAAAAUUUCAGAAGGAGAACCAAAGCCUAUUUUGAGUAUUUUAACUUCAGUUGCUUGAAAAGGUGAAGGAAACUUUUUGGUAGGAUCAGAAAGGUUUUGAUUAUGAACUUUUAUUAAACCUUUGCUUUGCAAAAGCAAACUAUAUGGGGAUUUUGAAAUGAAAAAUUCGUUUCAAACCAAAGAGUCAGAAUUCACCGCUGCUGACUAUUCUGAAAUGUAUGGGGGUUUGUCCUUAAUUCCCCCUACUUCCUGUAUAUAUUUUGAUGAGAAAAAUCUACAAAACACUUGAGUGUUCCCGAAUCUGCAAUGUCUAUGGUAAAAAAAUCAGGUGUGCAAAUAUCCCUGCUGCUUGUCUCAAGGGAUCUUUGUGGAAAAGAAGUCCACUAAAGAUGUCUUGCAGAUGAGAUUGUCUACUUGCAAGCAAGUAGAUACACUAUUUCUUCACCAUUUGUUGGUUCAAAAGAUGAGGCAGUAACAUACGAUGGGGUGCUCCAAGCUGAGGGUUGCCCAUGGUGGCCAACGGGUCUGGGGUCCUCCCCAGCAUCGCUGCAGACCCUGGCUUGGUCACCCCUAUCUAAUAUUUCUUUAGAGGCCCCAAAAUUGGCAGGUUGGCUGGAAUCACCCCAUUGGCCUCCUUUGGCCCCUAAAAACAUGAGCUACUCUUGAAGAUAAAGGCUUUCGAUGGCCACCUGCCUCCCAACAGCUCCUCCUAGCUGUGGUGGGACACCAGUUUCACCACUGGCUGAGAUGACUUGCGGUGGGUUCUCUGAGAAGCUGGUUUUUCAUGAAACCAGCACGUGAAAAUGUAAAUGUUACAAAUUAGGGCUUUUUCUUUCUCUUUUUACUGUUACCUUUCAACAUCAUCAGAAUCAAAGGGAAUGAGAGGACUGUGGGUUCAUAUAAUUUUUUGGUUUGCCCAUCAAUGAGUGGUACCGCUCUGAAGCGGUGACUGGAUGAGGGUCUCCCCCACCAGAGUAUGGUGGGGCACAGGGGGUCCAGGAUGGCAUGUCCCCCAUGAGGGCAUGAAGGACUUCUGCUCUGAGACCAUCUGUAGCAGAACGACCCCCAGAAUGGCCCAAAUCUCUCUUCCUCCUUCAAAAAGAAAUUCACAAAGACUCCACGUGCAACAAGUCAAUGGAGGGGAUCAAAAAAAAAAAAAAAGAAAACUUCUUUAAAGUGCAUCAAACAUUUUUUUUUUUUUAAAUCCAUAUCAACUUCUUACACAAGUGACAUUUUGCAGAUGACUGGUUACUUCAGGUGUUUUUUUUGUCUACGAUUUGGAGUCAUUGUAAAGUAUCCAAAGAUGCUGAGUACUGUAUAAUCUAUAAGGACUUGAAGCAAGGUGGUUUUUCUGUCUUGAUUUGUUUGUUGGGUUGGUUGGGGGUUUUUUUCCUAUUUGUCUAGGUGGGAAAAACCUUUGCAAUUUUUCUAUUUAUAACUAUUUUUAUGUGAUUGCUUUAUGUACAAAACAAUGGAAAAAAAAAUCAAAACAAAAAAGGAGAGAGAAACACACACACACACAAAUUUGCCUUAGUUACUCACAGGACAAUCACCCUUAACUUUCAUUGAUGCUAGAAAGUGAAUGGAAAAAAAGAGUCUAGAGCCUUUUAUGUAUUUAUUAAAUUGUAUUAAUUGAUGCUUUUAAAUUAUUAGCAGGACUUGGUUCUCUUGCCCUGGCCACGCCGAGAAGGCUAAGCCGCUGCAGAUGCUGAGCUGCCUUCCUGCUCGGGCCAGCGUGGCCAUCCUCAUGGCCUCAAGUCUACAGAUUUUUGCCGGACACACAAACUCAUUGCUUUCCAAAGGCACCUUUUGGAAAGCCAAAAUAAUCACAUGUUAAUUAAGCAUCUAGCUGGUAUGGGCUCCAACCUGAGGGGGCUGUUGGCAUUGCGAUGCUGAUGCUGAUUAAUGAGUUAAGGUUGAUUUUCCUGUGUUGCACUGGGUUGGGUUGGAUGGAGCCAGGUGCUGAUGGCGAUCAUGUUUUGGGGUGGGGAGGGAGGACUAGAGAAAACCCUAUUUCUUCCCAUUUUGAUGUUGUGUGGUGGCUCCAGGCCACAGGUAUCCACGUGGGAGCCCAGCUAAGUGUGGAGGUGCCUUCCCGGGGCUCGGAUCCCCUUCCCCAGCCAGGACAGGCGUGAUGAGCACCAAGCCUCGGGCGGGGGGGACGCAGGGCUCGUUCCCAGCUCACGGCGUGGUGGCUUCUUGUUCAUCUUCUCACCAUGGCUCCUAGGGCCUGGCUGCAGCACUGGGCUGCAGCCAGAGCAGGGGGGGCAGCAGGGCCGGGGGGGGUUUCUCCCCCUCUGCUCCGCUCU
This is a messenger RNA of Tyto alba (common barn owl), 4966 nucleotides long. It is a transcript of the gene ZBTB7C, whose product is annotated as zinc finger and BTB domain containing 7C. Gene Ontology annotation, biological process: regulation of transcription by RNA polymerase II. The transcript has 3 exons. Lineage: Eukaryota; Metazoa; Chordata; Aves; Strigiformes; Tytonidae. Gene Ontology annotation, molecular function: DNA-binding transcription factor activity, RNA polymerase II-specific; protein binding; RNA polymerase II cis-regulatory region sequence-specific DNA binding. The record is from RefSeq and is a predicted model, not a curated record. The coding region runs from base 97 to 1914 and encodes 605 amino acids.